This is a messenger RNA of Hypoxylon trugodes, 1248 nucleotides long. RefSeq lists its product as uncharacterized. The transcript is spliced from 5 exons. The record is from RefSeq and is a predicted model, not a curated record. The coding region runs from base 1 to 1248 and encodes 415 amino acids. Lineage: Eukaryota; Fungi; Ascomycota; Sordariomycetes; Xylariales; Hypoxylaceae.
AUGGCGCCUCGUAAAGGUGAAAAAGCGGUAACAACCCUCAAAAACUGCACCGUAGCCAUCGCCGGCCACCUUGGCGAUGAGUGGAGCUCCGAGAGUGUCGAGCGUUGGUGCUCAUACAACGGCGCCACCUAUUCCAACAUCGUGGAUGCCGAUGUGACGCAUCUCCUCGCCACCCCUAAGCAAUUCAAGGAUAGGGUUUCUGCUGUUAAGGCAGCACUGCAGUACAAGAAGACGCACAUUGUUACUAAGGACUGGUUCGAGGACUGCCUUACCAAGAAGCGACACCUGAAGGAGACACCGUACUCGCUCAAGGAAGACGAGAAGAAGGCAAACGCUAAGAAGCGACGCGAAGAGAAGGCACAGAAGGCCAUGGAAAAGGCAGUGGAUUUCGUCAAUACUACUACCAACCAUAUCUAUCGAGACUCGACUUACUUCUCUUACGAAGUCCUCUUGACCCGCCAGGGUGAGGAACAUGUCGAGAGAUAUGUGCUUUAUCUUUUCGAAUCCAACGCGAAACCGCACCUCUAUCACUUCGCGGCCAAAUUCUACAAGAAGCCGCGCGACAGCCACCCAGGCAUUUAUCGCCCUAGUCAGACUGCGAAGCGCUUCUCGCGCGAGUUCGCCGAGUUCAAGGAAUUCUUCCGCCAGAAGACUGGUUUGCACUGGGAUGAUCGUAUUGCUAAAGCGGGUACUGUGCUUGAGGGAAAGUUCCAAUACCAACCUCCCACCGGUGGAAAGCCGGUAGGCAUCAUCGCCAACCCAUCGCCUCAAGACAAGACCAUCCCCACUCUUGAUACUAGCACAGGUCCGGACCUUCCCGCGGAGCCUCAAUCAAACAAGAAGCCACAGGUCCAACCCACCGAGGUAAUCGACCUAACUGCAAGUCCUAAGCGUAAGCUUCUCAUCGAAGACAUCAUCCAACAAACUGGAAAGGAGAAGCGACAGCGUCUAGACAAUGGAGAUGCCUCUUCCCUAACCCGUGACCACAAGCGCCUGAAGAACACGGUUACCAAGGACACUCCCCUCAAUGGUCCCGGAGCAGCCCGUAAUAUCCCGAUAGUCAUAGAAGACGACCACGAACGGAAGCCGAAGACUAAGGGAGAGCUUAAGAAAGAGGAGGCCGACAAUCUCGAGAAGCUCGUUAGUGCCGAGCUAGAACUCCGCCAGAAAGAGAUCCGCCCAUUCGUAGACGCUAUCUUCAACCCAGAGAAGGACGAGGGAGGAAUUCAAGGAGUAAUUCUGGAUUAG